AUUUUUCAUUUUUCAUUUUUCAUGUGUAGUGCGUGGGAAACAAAGAUUGCAUUGCACAACGUGAUUUCAAAGCAUCACCAUCAUUGGUUUCAGCUCCACUCUUCUGGAGCUGAACCCCACCAUCAUCACAAUUCAGACCACAGGACAUGAUGGUAGGACUCAACAACAACAACAACAACAACAGCAACACCAACGUGAACAAAAGUGACAACAAUAACAACAACAACGACAACAACAAUUGUGAUGGUGAAAUCUUUGUCUCUGAUGACAAAGGUGGAGACUUUCCGGGGUUUCCAGGAAAACGAAGCAUCGCUGAGAGAAGGGGUUUCAAUACCAAUGCACCAAGGAUCAACACUGCACUUUUUCGCACUGCGACUGUAGCCGCAACUGCAACAACCCCUUUGGUUUCUCCUUCUGCUCGAUCACCUCGUAUCACAAUCCCUCCUGGGAUUAGUCCUGCUGCAUUGCUUGAUUCCCCAAUCUUGCUUCUCAAUUCUCAGCCAAUGCCAUCUCCCACUACUGGGAGUUUCUUCAUGCUGUCACCUUUCCCUCAUGAAGAAUCAAUGGCCACUGCUGUUGCACUUGGACAAGGGAAUAUGGAUGUGUCCUCUGCCUCUGAUGCUGUUGCCUCCUCUGAAUUCAAGGCUCAUGCCAAUUUGGAUCCUAAUUCUUUACCCCCUUACCCUGCUUCACUGAAUCAGGUUCCUAGUAACUGCCACAUGAUGAAGGAAGGAAAUCGGGGCAGCCAACUACUUGUUCAAGUUCAACCACCUUUAAAUUUUCCAUUCCCAGAAGAUUUUCCGAAGGGCUAUCCUGCAAUAAAUGGCGAGGUCCAUUCCUACAAUGAUGUGAGCAUGGUGAAUGAUAAUGCCAAUCAUGUUGAGAUGUCAGUCUCUCGUUCUGAGGAAGCUAGUGAUGAAAGCACUCUGCCUGAAAAUGCUAUUGAUGGCGAGGAUACCGGACAGCAACUUGUUGUAGAAGAACAGAAAGAGACAUCCCAUGCGACCGGAGUCGUAAGGACCUCAGAAGAUGGCUAUAAUUGGAGGAAAUAUGGACAAAAGCAGGUAAAAGGCAGUGAAUAUCCCAGGAGCUACUAUAAAUGUACUCAACCUAAUUGUCAGGUCAAGAAAAAGGUUGAAAGAUCCCAUGAUGGCCAAAUAACUGAAAUUAUUUACAAGGGUGCUCAUAACCAUCCGAAACCACAUUCUAGCCGUCGAACAUCAGCACUUUCAAAUGAUGAGAUUUCAGAAAUUGCUGAAGCUGGUGAAACCUGUGUUAAAGUUGACUGUGAUUCAGUCUGGGGAAAUAUUCACUCUGGAAUGAGAGAUACAAAGCACAGGUUGGCAUGGAAGGCUGAUGGUCAGGAAAGGACAUCCUCAGCUUCUGCUAUGACUGAGCUCGCAGAUCCAAUAUCAACGAAGAGAGCUAAACCUGAAUCGGAGGACACUCCAGAGUUUUCUUCUACACAUGCUAGUCAUGGUGGUGAUGCAGAUGGAGCCACUCAAGCAGUCAUGUCACUUGAAGAUGAUGCUGAAUCAGAGUCCAAAAGAAGGAAGAAGGAAAGCUACACUGUUGAAGCUAUGCCUCCCAGGGCUGUUCGUGAGCCUCGAGUUGUAGUCCAAAUUGAGAGUGAAAUAGACAUACUUGACGAUGGUUAUCGCUGGCGGAAGUAUGGACAGAAAGUUGUCAAAGGAAAUCCAAACCCAAGGAGCUACUACAAAUGCACAAGUGCUGGAUGUCCUGUAAGGAAACAUGUGGAAAGGGCUUCCCAUAAUCUGAAAUAUGUUAUCACUACUUAUGAGGGAAAACACAAUCAUGAAGUGCCUACUGCUAGAAACAACAAUCAGAUAAGCUCAAAUGAUGGUGGUGGUGCUAAUGGGCAAGCAGGUCUUACAUUACAUGGGAGUGCCAGUAUCCCAAAGCCAGAACCUCAUCAAACUCUAGCACCUCAUUUUGAUAGAAAACCUGAUUUUAGCAAUGAGUUUCUCAGGCAAGGUUUGAUUGGAAGUUUGGGUAAUGACCUGAAGUUUGGACCUUCCUCCAUGAGCCAAAUGAAGUACUCUUCCUUGAGUAAUACCAUGCCUUAUGGCUCCUAUGGACUGAAUCCUGAUCGUUGUGCCACCCCUGCUGGAUCUAUGGCCGCAAUGUUCCCUGAUUUUCCAAUGCCGCUACCAAUGAAUCUUCCCUCAUCUGGAAGUUUUCCUCUUGCUGGAAUUAACUUUAACCGCAUGAAACCGAUGGGUCAUGUCCAGUCUUUCCUUUCAGGGCAGCAGGUGAAGGAGAUUGAUUCAGGGUUCCUGAAGCCUAAACAGGAGCAGAAGGAUGAUACUAUGUACACCACAUGCAUACCCUCUCUUGAUCAUGCAAAUGCUUCUCUCAAUCCGUCAACAUCACCAUCCAUUUAUCAGCGCGUCAUGCAGAAUUUCCCUUGAUAAUCUUGUUCUUGCAGCAAGUAGCAGCAGCAGCUUCUGUUUGUUAUUCCCCAGUAUUUGAAGGCCUUUUGUCCUAUCAUUGAUAUUUCAGUUUUUAGAAAUAUUUUUUUCAAACAAACUCCGGUGUCCUUAUUUAUACAAGUUGCAUACCAAUAUUUGUUAGGUAAAUUUCUUUGGUCCUAUCAUUGUUGUUUCGAGGUUCUCAUGUAUGAUGUAUCAUCUAUUGAGACAAUCAAACUAUGGCGUUUUUUUGGCAUACCAAUAGUUGUAACUUGUAACUAGUUCUUGGUAGAGUGGUUUAAGUAAUAAAAUAUAUGACUCUUC
Lotus japonicus is the source of this 2756-nucleotide messenger RNA. RefSeq names its product probable WRKY transcription factor 20. Gene Ontology annotation, biological process: regulation of DNA-templated transcription. Lineage: Eukaryota; Viridiplantae; Streptophyta; Magnoliopsida; Fabales; Fabaceae. The record is from RefSeq and is a predicted model, not a curated record. The transcript has 6 exons. Gene Ontology annotation, molecular function: sequence-specific DNA binding; DNA-binding transcription factor activity. Bases 147 to 2432 code for a protein of 761 amino acids.